UUGUUAUAUAAUGAAAUAAAAUAAUCUCUGUUACCUUCUAGACAUAGUCCGACGCCAUGGCAACAUAAGCUAAGCUAAUGUGCUUAGAGUUUAGCUUGUGAAUUUUUUUUUUUUCAGAUUGCCUGAAUUUAGUAUGUAACGGCUACCGUAAAAAUUUCCUCGUUGGGUUGAAUCGUUAAUGUACUUUUUUUUAUUUUUUUUUAUGGCUGUCAUUUUUAAUUUUGAAAAUGCCGCUGUAAUGUAAGUGAAGUUAGCUAAGUAGUCCGUCAAAGUGUUAGAAUUGAAUGGGGAGUACGGAAGUAUAAUUUCUUAGUGCUAUUUAGCUAAUGGUUCAGUUGAGUUAGAAGGCUUUAAUCUAGUUUGUAUUGUCGCUCAAGAUGACCAGUUUAUGCAAACAGCAGGGCGAGUUCAUUACAUCUGGGUUGUUUCGCGUUGUUGCUGAAACAGGAUUGAUUUAAUACCUGCCACCAUUGAUUUGACGUAUCAAAACAUAUGUUAUGCUCAAGAAUACUGUCAUGUAUUCACUAGUCGGAGAUGGUGUGUUAUAGUUUGUCAGGCGAUUAUUAGUUUAAGGCUUGAUCCCGCAUGAGCUCAGGCCAUGUCCGCGGAUAAAGCUCCCACCGGGACUCACGGCCUCCUCCGCGGCCAGCGGACUCGGUCUUAUGGCAGUCUCGUGUCCUCCUCACUGUCACCCAUUAGACAAAGACGAAUUAAACACAAAGUUCAGCCCGGUGAGACUUUGCAAGGACUGUCACUGAAGUAUGGCGUUUCUAUGGAGCAAAUCAAAAGAGCAAACAGACUGUACACAAAUGAUUCAAUAUUCCUAAAGGAGUCCCUCUUCAUCCCUGUGCUGACGGAGUCUGCGUCUUUCAGCAAUGGAGUGAAAUUGAAUGAGGAGACAAGUCCAACACAAACACACACAAAGACUUCUGAUGAGACCCAUACAAGCCAAACAGACUCUGUUUGUCAUGAAGAGAACACCGAUCUCUCUCCAGUGGAGUACCUGAAAAAGAUAGACAGCUUGAUCAGUCAGUCUAAACAAGCAGCAGUGAAAACAUGUCAGGAGGGAGAGAAACAGUUCUCCUCUAUGGAACAACUCCAUUAUGGCAAUCUGGCUUCCAGCAAAGCUUCCUCCCAGCAGGCAGUACUGGGAGCUAUUCCCAUUACCAUCACCAAACGGACCAGGAAUUUGAGGCACAGAGAGGAUGAGAUCUUUCAGCUCUGAUCUAGGUUGCUCAUUAAGGCUCUUCUGACUGUGUUCUGUGUUGUUUGCAAUUUGAGAAAAACUGACCAAUUUUAGAGUGCUCACUUCUUAUGGCAUGCCUUUAAAUUGUUAGCAGUGUACAUUUGAUAAUGGACUAAUGAUAGUGAUUUGUAGUUGUUCUCUUAUAAAACUGCUACCAAAAGCUUUAGACACGUACAUGUAUUAGCACCAUACAACACUGCAGCCUACUGCUGUUUUUAUUUUUAUAAUGUAAUUAAAGUAAUGACAGGAGUGUGGUUUUGGCACUUGCUUACUACUGCAUUUGAGCAAUAGAACUGUUCAGGAAUGUAGCUUGAACAAAUAGUACACUUGCUAAUUUAUAUUUAAUACUCCCCCACAAAUACUUCAUAUAAGGAAGAGUAAGUUUUAGGAAAGUAAAAAGUAUUUGUUCUGGGAAUAGAUGCCAAUAGACGUCUUUUAGAUACUAAUUUUUCAUACUUGUUAAAGGAAUAUUCCGGGUUCAAUACAAGUCAAGAUCAAUUGAAUGCAUUUGUGGCAAAAUAUUGAUUACCUCAAAAAAUGACUUUUCCCUCCUUUUCUUUAAAAAAAAAGCAAAAAUCAAGGUUACUGUGAGGCACUUAAAAUGAAAGUGAAUGGGCCCAAUUAAAGGCAGAAAUGUGAAGCUUAUAAUUUUAUAAAAUCACUUGCAUUAAUUCUGUUAAAGCUUAUGUAUUUUUUGAGCUGUAAAGUUCUUUAAAUUGUCAUUUUUACAGUUGUUUUAGGGUUUGUUGACAUCAUCAUGGCAACGAAGUUAUAAAAUUAGCUCCAAUUUUACACAGAAAAGUUUAGUAAGUGAUUUUAUCACACUACAAUCAUGUGAACAAGCAUAUUGUUUACGUCUUGUGGCUAUAUUUUUGAAAUGGUGAGUAUUUUAACAUUUACAGAUUGGCCCCAUUCACUGCCAUUGUAAGUGCCUCACUGUAACCCAGAUUUUUUUUUUCUUCUUUUUUUAAAAGAAAAGUUGGGACAAGUCCAAACUAAUUUUUGUGGUAAUCAAUAUUAUGCCACAAAAAUGCUGUCAAGUGAGCUUAACUUGUAUUGAACCCGGAAUAUUCCUUUAAUGCAGUGCAUAGUUUUGCACUUCAGUCACAUGCUGUUACGUUUUGAUCUGUUCAUUUUGCAAUGUGCUAAAGUGUCUAAUGCCAUUCGACAUUUGUGAUUUCCAAAACAUUAUAAAGACUUUUAGUUUUUGCCCUGGA
Myxocyprinus asiaticus (Chinese sucker) is the source of this 2463-nucleotide messenger RNA. Its product is annotated as lysM and putative peptidoglycan-binding domain-containing protein 1-like. The record is from RefSeq and is a predicted model, not a curated record. The transcript is spliced from 3 exons. Lineage: Eukaryota; Metazoa; Chordata; Actinopteri; Cypriniformes; Catostomidae. The coding region runs from base 599 to 1225 and encodes 208 amino acids.